AAAAUGGACGGGGAAGAUGACGACGUUAAAAGAUACUUCGAAGUGUUCGAUUAUGUCGUUUUUGCCGUUAUGUUGAUCGUGUCCGCGUUAAUUGGGGUGUAUUUCGCUUUUUUCGCCAAAGUCAAGCAGAACACCACUUCGGAGUAUCUUAUGGGCGGAAAGACUAUGGGGAUUUUUCCCAUUUCGAUGUCAUUAAUUGCCAGUUACAUCUCAGGUAUAAGUCUCCUAGGCCUCCCUGCCGAAAUGUACACUUACGGCACCCAGUUCUGGAUAGCCCUUUUACCAAAAAUAUUGGUAGCUGUAAUAACAGCCUACGCGAUCUUGCCAGUAUUCUACAAGCUACAAAUCACCUCGACGUACGAAUACCUCAAUCUGAGAUUCAACAAUACAGUGCGAAUGCUUGGGACGAUACUGUUUUUGACCAAGAUGCUGCUGUAUAUUCCUAUUGUGAUUUAUGUGCCGGCGUUGGCUUUUAGUCAAGUUACUGGUAUAAAUCUGCAUCUUGUCACUCCGGUCCUUUGCAUGGUGUGUAUAUUUUAUACAACAUUGGGUGGAUUAAAAGCAGUAGUUUGGACAGACACAGUCCAAACAAUCAUAAUGUUUGGAGCUUUAAUAUUAACCGUGAUAAUAGGCACAGUAAAAGUUGGUGGAGUACGAGAAGUGUGGACGAGAAAUCUCGAAGGAGACCGCAUAGAGUUUUUCAACAUGAACUUAGAUCCAACAAUACGCCAUUCCUUCUGGACAGUUACUAUAGGCAAUUUUUUUUAUUGGCUAGCCUCUUGUUCCAUAAACCAGGCAAUGGUCCAGAGAUGUUUGGCAAUGCCCACUCUUAAAGCAGCCAGAAUGACAUUAGUUAUUAUGGUAAUCGGAUUGUGGGCGUUGGUAUCCAUGUGCUGCUACAUGGGUUUGGUUAUUUAUGCUUUUUAUCACAAAUGCGAUCCAGUUACCAGAGGCUUUAUACACAAAAGCGACCAACUUUUGCCGUACUUUAUUAUGGACAUUGCUGGGGAUAUACCUGGAUUGCCUGGCAUGUUUGUUAGCGGUGUUUUUAGUGCUGCUUUAAGUUCCAUGUCUACUGGAUUAAAUUCAAUGACGGGAGUUAUUUUUGAGGAUUUAAUAAAACCAAAACUUAAAAAGCCUCUAACAGAGGCCCAAGCCAGUUUACUAAUGAAAGUGAUUGUUGUAAUUAUUGGCACUGUCUGCGUUGGUUUGGUGUUUGUGGUUGAAAAAUUGGGCACCCUCAUACAAGCGGCCGGAAGCAUAGGAGCCAUCACUGCUGGGCCUUUAAUGGGCGUUUUUGCUUUGGGGAUGUUUUUCCCUUGCACUACGCCUCAAGGCGCUUUAGCUGGAGGUUUAUUAAGUGGAGCCCUAAUAGCUUGGAUAUCGGUGGGGUCCCAGGCCCAAAUCGCCCAAGGAAAUAUACGAUUUCCUCAAAAGCCCAUUUCUGUUGAAGGUUGCAGUGCUGAUUGGUUGGCAGAGUAUUUGAGUAUUACGUUGAGCGGCGACAUUCCCAAGCCUACAGAACCUGCUUUUGCUCUUUAUAGAUUAUCCUACAUGUACUUUACACCACUAGGUACCAUUGCGGCUAUAAUUAUUGGGUUGGUAGUCAGUUAUCUUACAGGGCGCAGCAAAAAUAAGAUUAGUACAGAUGUUUUUUCACCAUUGGUACGAAAAUUUAUUAGCAAACCGAAAAGUGACCAACUUGAUCUCAAAGUUACAAAUAAGUCUACAAGAUGAUGAUGCAAAAAUUUAAACUUAUAUAAGAUAGUAAUUUUUUGGCAAUUUGAUUAUUAUAUUUUUAAUAGAUGUUUGGUUUCUAAUUUAUAUUCCUUGCUGACAGUUCCAAUAGAGUUGAGUCUGAUUAGUGAUUACCCAUCACCAGAAAAAGACACUGUAUUAUCAAAAUUAUAGUAGAUUUUUUUUUUAAAAUCUACAACCCUAUAAUCCAGAAAUAAAUAAAAACAAAAUAAUAAUGUAUACAAAAAUGCCUAAUUUAUUAAAUAAAGAAAAAACAUUCUUCGAAACUUAAAGAGCAAAUACAUAAACCUUAUGAAUUUGAACAACUUAAAAAAUUAAUAAGAAAUAGAAAACAAACAGAAAAAUAUUUGAAACCUCACUAAUACUGGCCAAUUUUUUCAAUUUCUUCACAAUCCUCGGCGUUCAAAAAAUGAAUUUUCUUGGAAAAAUGCUUCUCUAUAUCUUUGCAAAUUCGCAUAGCAUUAUCUGAAUCAAUCAGAUUGAUGGCAAUACCCUUUUUGCCAAAUCUACCGGUACGCCCGAUUCUAUGCAGAUAAGUUUCACAAUCAGCUUCGCCUUGCAGAUUAACUGGUAGGUCAUAGUUUACAACUAUGGUCACUUGUUCCACAUCAAUACCUGUGAAAAGUUUUAUUAUUGGUUUUUACACAUUUGUAAUGAUUUACCUCUAGAUAGAACAUUAGUUGUGAUAAGGACUUUUUCUUGGGAGGCCCUGAAUCUGUCCAAAACAUUUAUUCUUUGCUCCACAGUUAACUCGCCGCUAAGAACUGCUACAGCGUGACCAUCUCUUGCCAUUUUUGCAGCCAACCAUGCUGCAGCUUUUCGUGUCUUGGAAAAAAUGGGUAAUCAUAAAAUUGACAAUCUAAAAUAAAAACUUACAUGGCAGAAAAUAAUAGCUUGUCCUAUUGCCAAAGUCCCAUAAAUAUUUGUAAUGGCAUUGUAUUUUUCUUCAGCUGAUGAACAUUUGACGUAAUACUGUCCAAUGUUAUUCAAAAUUUCCUCUUCACGUUUGAGCUUAAUUAUAAUUGGAUUUUUAACAAUAUGCUCAGAGAAAUCCAUAACUUCUUGACUAUAGGUGGCUGAGAA
Molecule: messenger RNA, 2841 nt
Organism: Ceutorhynchus assimilis (cabbage seed weevil)
Lineage: Eukaryota; Metazoa; Arthropoda; Insecta; Coleoptera; Curculionidae
Source: the annotation of a GenBank genome assembly